Chaetura pelagica (chimney swift) is the source of this 2594-nucleotide messenger RNA. RefSeq names its product follistatin-like 5 (gene FSTL5). NCBI's taxonomy places the organism in Eukaryota, Metazoa, Chordata, Aves, Apodiformes, Apodidae. Bases 1 to 2541 code for a protein of 846 amino acids. Gene Ontology annotation, molecular function: protein binding; calcium ion binding. Gene Ontology annotation, biological process: multicellular organism development; regulation of BMP signaling pathway; cell differentiation. The transcript has 15 exons. The record is from RefSeq and is a predicted model, not a curated record.
AUGUUUAUGUGGUGGUCAGCUGUUUUACUUCUUGGAUGCAUUUUACUGGGAGCAGACGGGUGGCCAGCCAAGGAAGGAUACGACUUUAGGCCCUAUCAGCCCCUAGUGAGGUUACGCCACAAGCAGGAAAAGAAUCAGGAAAGCUCAAGAAAUAAAGGGUAUAUGAGUCAAGGUGGCCAUUCUGGAUCAUGUGAAAACAAGUAUUGUGGUCUGGGUAGACACUGCGUUGUGAAUGGAGGGACUGGCCAAGCGGAGUGUCUGUGCAUGGAGCACUGCAAGCCACAUUACAAGCCUGUCUGUGGUUCUGAUGGAGAGUUCUAUGAAAACCAUUGUGAGGUGCACCGGGCUGCCUGUCUGAAAAAGCAAAAGGUCACCAUUGUCCACAAUGAAGAUUGUUUCUUCAAAGGAGAUAAAUGCAAGCCUGCUGAAUAUGCCAAACUGAAAAAUGUAUUACUGGAUCUACAACAUCGGCGAUACAUUGCACAAUCAAAAGAUAAAACGGUUGAUGAGAAAAUGGCUUUAAAGAAACUUCUUGUAGAUCAAAUGUUUAAUUAUUUUGAUUCAGACAGUAAUGGACUUGUGGACACUAAUGAAUUAUCUCAGGUAAUAAAACGAGAUGAACUUGGCAAGGAUCUGUCUGACUGCUCUCUGUUCGAUUUGCUGAAAUACGAUGAUUAUAAUAGCAACAAGCACCUAGCUCUGGAAGAAUUCUACAGAGCUUUUCAGGUAGUUCAGCUGAGUCUGCCUGAAGAUCAAAAACUAAGCACCACUGCAGCAACAGUGGGACAAAGUGCUGUCUUAAGUUGUGCAAUCCAGGGAACUCUGAGGCCUCCCAUCAUCUGGAAGAGGAACAAUGUCAUCCUGAACAGCUUAGAUUUAGAAGAUAUCAAUGAUUUUGGAGAUGAUGGGUCCUUGUACAUUACUAAGGUUACCACAACUCAUAUGGGAAAUUACACCUGCUACGCUGAUGGCUAUGACAAACUCCAUCAAACUCAUAUUCUGGAAGUGAAUGUUCCACCAGUCAUCCGAGUCUAUCCAGAGAGCCAGGCAAGGGAGCCAGGUGUGACAGCUAGCCUUCGGUGCCAUGCUGAGGGUAUUCCCAACCCACAACUUGGUUGGCUGAAGAAUGGAAUUGAUAUCACUCCGAAGUUAUCCAAACAGCUAACUCUUCAAGCAAAUGGCAGUGAGGUUCACAUUAGCAAUGUGCGCUAUGAAGAUACAGGAGCCUAUACCUGUAUUGCAAAGAAUGAAGCGGGGGUGGAUGAAGACAUUUCCUCUCUUUUUGUAGAAGAUUCUGCCCGAAAGACCCUUGCAAACAUAUUGUGGCGAGAGCAAGGUCUGGGAAUUGGGAACAUGUUUUAUGUUUUUUAUGAAGAUGGCAUCAAAGUAAUACAACCGGUGGAAUGUGAAUUUCAGAGACAUAUUAAGCCUAGUGAAAAACUCCUCGGUUUUCAGGAUGAAGUUUGUCCUAAAGCAGAUGGAGAUCCAGUUCAGCGGUGUGUAUGGGCAACUGCUGUUAAUGUAAAAGACAAGUUCAUUUAUGUAACUCAGCCCACACUUGACAGAGUUCUUAUUGUUGAUGUACAGUCUCAGAAAGUUGUACAGGCAGUAAGUACAGAUCCUGUUCCAGUGAAAUUACACUAUGAUAAAUCACAUGAUCAAGUUUGGGUGCUGAGCUGGGGAAACAUGGAAAAGAAUUCUCCAACAUUGCAGGUGAUAACGCAAGCCAGUGGGAGUGUUGCUCAUCACACUAUCCAUACUCAGCCAGUGGGAAAGCAGUUUGACAGAGUGGAUGACUUUUUCAUUCCAGCUACAACCCUCAUAAUUACCCAUAUAAGAUUUGGAUUUGUUCUUCAUAAGGAUGAGCCUGUCCUCCAGAAAAUUGAUCUAGAAACUAUGUCAUACAUCAAGACAAUUAGUUUAAAGGAUUAUAACUGCAUUCCUGAGUCACUGGCUUUUACACAUCUUGGUGGAUACUUUUUUAUCUGCUGUAAGCCUGAUACCACCGGGGCUGUCCUACCACAGCUUAUAGUGGAUAGCGUUACUGAUUCUGUGAUUGGAUACAAUGGCGACGUAACAGGCACACCACACGUCUCUCCAGAUGGACACUACCUUGUCAGCAUUGAUGAUUCAAAAGGUCUUAUGAGGAUCCAGUCCAUAACAAUGAGAGGAGAAAUACAGGGUGCAUUUGACGUUCACACUAAUUUGCACAUAUCUGAUGUAGCUUUUCAGCCAUCAUUCACUGAAGCCCAUCAAUACAAUGUCUACUGCAGCUCCAGCACACAGACUGAUGUUCUCUUUGUGGAGCUUUCCUCUGGCAAGGUUAAGAUGGUGAAGAGUCUGAAGGAGCCUGUCAAGGCAGGCGAAUGGCCUUGGAACAGUAAGAAUCGUCUUAUAAAGGACAGUGGCCUUUUUGGUCAGUAUCUCAUGACCCCUUCCAAGGAAUCUCUGUUUAUCCUGGAUGGACGGCUCAAUAAGUUAAAUUGUGAAAUCACUGAAGUUCUGAGAGGCAACACAGUAAUUUGGGUUGGAGAAGCAUAAAGAUCUUUGUUAGAUAUUUACAGAAUUAAUAAUUUUACAGUACAUUGCACUUA